Gongylonema pulchrum is the source of this 567-nucleotide messenger RNA. The record is from the annotation of a GenBank genome assembly. Lineage: Eukaryota; Metazoa; Nematoda; Chromadorea; Rhabditida; Gongylonematidae.
CACAUGCCAGAAACUCUUCGAGACUUGGCAUAUCGUCAUGAAAACGAAAUUGAAGAAAUCUUAGAACAACAGGUGACUGCACAGCCGUUGUCAACCGGCAGGGAUGGUAAUGAUACAAAAGUAACAUUACCAAGUUUUUCGAGGACCACAGCACCUUGGCAACUGAGGACCGGAAAAGCAAAGGAUAUUGAUCACAUUUACGAUGGACGAUUCCCGAAGAUCUCUGCAGCAAAUCUCAACAGGGAAUUGGUUAAAACAAAAGUAAUGAUGGGUUCGACGGUGCAGAUCGGUAAGCAGUAUUCAUCAACGCAUUCAAGUGCCCAAGCUACAUUUUCAAUAGAGUUUCGUGAAGUCAAACUGUGUGGAGAACUGCUCGUGCUUAAGGACUUCAAUUUAGACAAAUGCGCCGAGAAUCCUUGCCAGAAUGAAGCGCGGUGUCGCCUGAAUAGCACCUCGAAAGCAGGCUUCAGCUGUAUUUGUCAACGAGGAUGGGCUGGGCCGCUUUGCGAAAGUUCGUUCAGUUGCCGAUUUUAUUCUUCCAAAUUUCUCAAAGUGCUGUAUGCUUAG